UGUCAAUGUCAUCAUUUUCAAACGUCAAAAUAAUGAGAAUGGCUUGAAUCGAAGAGGUUACAUACGUGGAACUUUGUGUGAAAUUGUACUUUAAUUUGAAUGAACGAUGGCCUCAAAAAGGAAAAACAAAAAAAACAUACUGGCAAAAGUGAAUUUUCCUCUGUACACCGUCCAGAUGCUAACGUCACGGCACGUUAUCGUAGGAGGCGGCGGUGGAACUUCCAAGACUGGGGUUGAAAACGGUUUCGAAAUAUACGAAAUCUUUCAUGACGGUCACAAAUUCUCAGCCAAAGAAGUUACGAGACACGAAACCGGAGGAAACGUAGUCAUGAAUUGUUGUGCAUUUAGUGAUAGGAAAAAUUCGUUUUUAGUAGCCGGUCAAGAAAACUACUCUCAACUUUACAAAGUCAAUACAAAAUUAAUCGAGCAUGAACAAGUAGAAACAGUUGGUGACACCGCAAGCGUUCGGCAUAGAAAUACCAAGCCCAAAGAACACGUAGAUAAUAAUAAAAACAUUAAAAAGGAGCUGGCUUUUGACCUGAAUCCUCUAGAUUGUAUACAAACUGAUUUUAAGGGAUCCGAACCCCUAUGUAGAGUAGUUAGAAUUAAUCACUCGGGAAAAAUAUUAGCUACUGGGGGAACUGAUGGGGAUGUAAGACUUUGGAAAUUCCCUACAAUGCAGCCAAUGUCGAUUCUAAAGGGACAUACAAAGGAAAUAGACGAUAUAGAUUUCAGUAAAUUCGAUAACCUCAUCAUAACUUUAGCUAAAGACGGUUUGGCUAUUUUGUGGGACGCCCAAACGGGAAAACAGAAAUCGAAACUGACUUGGAAAACUCCAGAGGGAUCAAAAUAUUUGUACAAGAGAUGCAGAUUUGGCGUUAUCGAAGAUCAAAAAAACAAGUGCAUGCUAUACAUGAUAGCGAAUGCGACUAAUUCGAAGCAAGCAUCGUUUCUUCAACAAUGGAUACCCGAGGAGAAUACUUUAAAAAAGUUCUCGGAAUUUAAUGAAACCCUGUCUGCACUUGCAGUGAGAGACGAUGGGCGAUUUGUAGCUGUCGGGACAAUGUUCAGCGGUUCCGUUUCCAUUCACAUUGCCUUUAGUUUACAGAAAUUAUUAGUAGUUGUCGGUGCUCACUCGAUGUUUGUAACUGGUCUGGAAUUCCUAUCUCACGAAAAUACUAAUCAUUCCAUAAGUAGUGUUGCUGAGACUGCUGUGUUGUCUAUUUCGGUGGAUAAUCAGCUUUGUAUACAUUCAGUGCCAUACAGACGAAGUAUACCUUUAUGGAUUGGAAUUAUGGUGUUAGUUUUAGUAUUAUUUAUUACAUUUAUGUUAUGUGCAUACAUGGGUUUGUGAUAUUAUAAUUUGUAUUAGAGCGGAAACAAAACU
Messenger RNA from Phyllotreta striolata, 1387 nucleotides. The record is from the annotation of a GenBank genome assembly. NCBI's taxonomy places the organism in Eukaryota, Metazoa, Arthropoda, Insecta, Coleoptera, Chrysomelidae.